UUCCUAGGAGGAGGAUGGAGUGUUUUGCUGGAUAUUGAUUCUUCUGAGUUUGAGGUUGCUAUGAUUUAAUCGCUUUGAGAUCCAUUUCACCUCAAUCAAAUACGUUUUGGCGAAAGGACGACGAAAGACCAUGGCCCAGGCUACACAGAUGAACGUCCCCGAAAUCAACACUCCGAUAACAGUAGACCACGAUAAAAAGAAGCGACAGUUUACCAUACGACUAAAUGGCUCUCAUGACCGUGCGGUCCUCUUGUACGAGUAUGUUGGGAAGAAGACUGUGGACCUGCAGCAUACGGAGGUUCCAGACGCCUACAGAGGGAGAGGCAUUGCCAAGCACCUGGCCAAGGCGGCCAUGGAUUUUGUGGUGGAAGAGGAUCUGAAGGCUCACCUGACCUGCUGGUACAUCCAGAAAUAUGUCAAAGAGAAUCCCCAACCUCAAUACCUGGAGCACAUCCACCCCAUGUGACCCCAUGACAGAGAGGAGUGGAGAGGGAGAGAGACUGAGGUAGAAAGCAUGGCCUCAUGCUUUCGGUUUGGAGGACUUUGUGCUCUGUUUUUUGGGCUGGUAAGGGAGAGGGAAACCAUACUAUAGCUAUCCUUAUCUCUACGGACAUAAAGACUCCCUGUUGGAGAGGGGUGGUAGAGGAACUGUCCGAGUGCCAUUGACAUUACUCGUGGCCUGUCCUCCAUGGGCAUGGACAUCAGUGUGUUUGUGUGUAAAAAAAAAAAAAAGGAAUGUUGUAGAGUCUUGCUGUCUUAUUGUAUAUACAGUGGCAAGACUGUAUGCAGGAUUCCUGUUUUUGUACUGUAAGAAGCAAUGUCUCAUCACGCUUUGGCCGUAUUGCUUUCACCUAUCUUGUCUUGGCUGGUACUUUGAAGAGGAGUGAACAACGGCAAGAGGAAAGGAACAGCUUUCUGGAGUGGAAUGCAAUCUUGAUCAUUCAGGAUGUUUGUCCUCUUGUCAAAACCAUCAAGACAAACAGCUGUUCAUCAGGACCUUGAUUACCUGAAUCAGGUGUGUUAGAGCAGGGUUGGCGCAAUAGUGUGCACAUCCAAUAGCUCUCCAGGAGGGUGGACCACACCUGGUUUACUUUAGACCAUCAACUUGUGGGCUAUAUCCCCUACAUGCAGUCAUCCUGUCAUGGGCUAGUGAGGCGCUUCCCUCUAUUCCUGCUAUGCUGCCCCCAUGUUCAUCAGGACAACCACUCUUCAGUAGGCCUACCCUUCACCUUAAAUGUUACUGUACAGAAAGCUGCUGUGCUCUCUGACAUGAGACAUUGCCAUAGAACCUUCAUUGACAGUGGGGGUAAUCUUCUACUGUCUGUAAAAGCACUAAUUCAGGGCUGUUCUACUACAGUUUAAAUCUUGUGACAGUUUCUCUAUACAGUUUAUAAGCAUGGCUUAACAAAACAAAACAAAAUUCCAAUAUCAAGUAACAGGUUUUAUUUUUUAUUUGCUGAGUAUCUUAAACUACAGUAGGGAUUCUCUCUGGCUUUGACCUAGGUGAGAUGUACUAGUUGCUAGGUGACUGAAUGCAUACUGGUCAGGAAGGCAGUACAACUGAUGACACAGUCUUCAGGGGAUGGCUCUGUAUGCCUACUGUCUGACAGAGAUGGGUAUAAAGUCUGCAGACAGUCUGAUUAUUUUCCAUGUCUCUCUUGUUUUAAAUUAAAUAAUACCUUAUUUGACUAACCAUUGAAACAUUGAUUUACAAUCAUUUAGAAGUGCCUCAUACAUUUUAAAGUAGUUUCCUAGUAUACUUCACCUCUGAGCUGCAGAAUACCAAGGUGAUAACAAUUUAAAGGUGCACUUUAUGCAAUUAAUCUAUUGGCGAGGGGGGCAGGGAGCAGGCUAAUGGAUUGCACAUGUUACCGUGGUUUGCACUGGCUUGGUACAGGGUUACAACACACUUCCCAGUGUAGUGUUGAUAUCAACUCACUAGAGAAACUUGGAUAGGACAGGACACAAUAUGGGUAAGUAUAGCAACCUGGGGCAGGAAAAUAUCACCCCCACUUCAGUGUGACAGUCCGUUGCAUUGAAGCGUUAGUGUAGCCCAUAAUAGCAAGUGGAACAAUUUACCUGCUGCGCAACCUGGCUAUAGAAUGGUUUGUCCUACUCUUGAGUCCCAUAGUGUUGUCCUUGCUUGUGAUUGGUCAUUUCUCAACUGUUACAAAACAAACAUGAUUUGUGUAGGCAGCAUUUUCCGCAUUUGUUUUGAGCACAUUUUGGAUUACAGAUUACGUCAAAAUGUACUAGUAGUAAAUUAAACUGACCUCUACAUUUACAAAAUAAAAAGUGGUACGUCCUA
Salvelinus namaycush (lake trout) is the source of this 2308-nucleotide messenger RNA. RefSeq names its product protein NATD1 (gene natd1). The record is from RefSeq and is a predicted model, not a curated record. Bases 131 to 466 code for a protein of 111 amino acids. The transcript has 3 exons. Lineage: Eukaryota; Metazoa; Chordata; Actinopteri; Salmoniformes; Salmonidae.